AUGGCGGAGGGCAACCAGCAGCCUCCUCCGGCGCCGUCGACAGAGGGGAUUGGGGAGGAUCAGUGGAGGACGAGACACAUGGGUCCGCCGGCAGCGCCGUCGGCGCAUCCGCACAAUCAGCAGGCCGCCUCGGCGAUCCCUGCGCACGAGGACGUGCCGCCGCCGUAUCUCCUGGACCGCACGCCAGUGGACAAGUCGACGAACAGCCCCAUGGAGACGAUUCUCGACUACUUCAACACCUGGACCGCGAAGACAGAGACCCUCGCCACCAACGUCUGGUUCAAUCGUAAGUCAAGAGAGAGAGAGAGAGAGAUAGAGAGAGGGAGAAGGGGGGCUUUUGUUUUCUGCAGGUUAAUGGUUUAUUUGGUUUGAUUGAUCCAAGAUCGGUAAUUUUAUUGAUGGAAACAUUGAAAUCGUGGAAUUCACAGUGAACACGGCGCCAUCGAAGACGAAGGUGGCCUGGGGAAAGCUGGGAUUGGCGGCGAAGGCGAUAACAGAGGGUGGGUUCGAGCCACUCUUCAAGCGCAGCUUCCCUACGGACCCCAGCGAGAGGUUGAAGAAGACGUUCGCCUGCUACCUCUCCACUGCCACCGGCCCCGUCGCCGGGACUCUCUACCUGUCCAACGUCAACGUCGCCUUCUGCAGCGACCGCCCCCUCUCAUUCACCGCCCCCUCCGGCCAGGAAGCCUGGAGCUACUACAAGGUAAGCAACCGUCGAGAUUAGACAGAGAUUCCUUCCUUCGGAUUGAGGAAUUCACAGGUGCUGACCGCCGUUUUUCGAGCAGGUCGUCGUCCCCUUGGCGAGGAUCGCCAGCGUGAACCCGGUGACCAUGAAGGAGAACCCGCCGGAGAAGUACAUCCAGAUCGUCACCGUCGACGGCCACGAGUUCUGGUUCAUGGGCUUCGUGAACUACGAGAAGGCAUCGAACCACCUUAUUGAAGCUGUCUCCCAUUUCGCGGCAUCGCUUCGGACGGCCGACCCUGCGGUCGCCCAGGUGCAGAGCCAGUAG
Messenger RNA from Spirodela intermedia, 1010 nucleotides. Lineage: Eukaryota; Viridiplantae; Streptophyta; Magnoliopsida; Alismatales; Araceae. The record is from the annotation of a GenBank genome assembly.